Salvelinus fontinalis (brook trout) is the source of this 1959-nucleotide messenger RNA. RefSeq names its product dysbindin domain-containing protein 1-like. Gene Ontology annotation, cellular component: cytoplasm. The record is from RefSeq and is a predicted model, not a curated record. Gene Ontology annotation, biological process: negative regulation of protein kinase activity. Bases 430 to 915 code for a protein of 161 amino acids. NCBI's taxonomy places the organism in Eukaryota, Metazoa, Chordata, Actinopteri, Salmoniformes, Salmonidae. The transcript has 5 exons.
CCUGCUCUCUCUCACUUUCUCACUAUCCCCCCUCUUUUUCUCCCUCUCUCUCUCUAGAUCUCUCUGUAUUCUGCAUUCGCCGAGCUCUUUCACAAUGUGCUUAUAGAACAUUGCUGUGUUCUCUUUCUCUCUCUCUCUCUCUCUCUCUCUCUGUGAGGCAGGCAGGGCAGCAGAGCGGUGAACUCAGUGUGUUCUCACAUCUGUAUUGGGCAGGCUGGUGAGUGUGUGAGAGAGCACUGAGCAGGGAUGAGCACCAGGCAGUGAGGAAGAGGACGACAGAGGAGUAAAAAAGGAGUGAAGCUGGAAUCGGAUGCUGUGGUGAACGAGAGCUGGCAUACCUCUCUCUCUCCCUCCAUCUCACUUUCUCAGUCUGUCUCCCCCACUCCCAUGCUGUUGUGAUAGACAGCACGGCACUCUCGGCUCGGCUGCAUGGAGGCACAGGGAGGGGCAGGGAGCCCAGAGCCCAAUAAAGACAUCCAGAAGUUGCUGAAGACUUCCAGCUCAGGGGACCUUUCCAAGGAGUUGUACCAUCACCCAGUGGGGGAAGAGGAGGGAGGGCUUCCAGGACACACCGCUGGCCUGCUGCACGUCACCGAGAGGAGACGUGAGUACCGGGAGCCUCUGAGCAGUGUGUCCUCCCUGGAGGUGCACUUUGACCUCCUGGACCUGACAGAGCUAACCGACAUGUCUGACCAGGAGCUGGCUGAGGUGUUCGCUGACUCUGAUGAGGAGAACCACAACGAGUCCCCAGCAGUGUUCUCCGGGAGAGCCCAGGCUCUGACAGUCACACCCUGUGAUGACACAGGAGGACAGAGGGAGGAUACUGCAGCUCUUACACUGAGGCCACCAACAGCCACCCCUGCCCAGAGGAGGUUACAUGCGCUCCCCCUCGUGGACCCGUUGCAGCAAGUCUGAGCCCCGCAGGGAGAGGAAGCACCACAGCGACUCCGACACCACCGCAGAGCCCUUAAUGAAGCUGGAGAGGCCUAAGCAGCCCUGAGAGCCUGUGGGUCUGGAGGAGAGGCCCAGGGCCCGGAAAGAGAGAGGCCCAGAGCGGAAACACCGAGAGCGGACACAGAGACCACACCAACUGACCCAACCCCUGCGCCGGGCACUGAGACAACCAUGGUGCUAAAGACACUAUAGACAGACUGAGCUCUCGACGCUGUGCACUGUAUUAUAAACUUAACAUGAAACGAUGUCUGUGAGUGAAACACACACAAAAUCACACACACGUACACACAUACUAUUAUUGUGUUUUCCAUGCAAGGGGUUCCACUGGCACAAAACACUGGAGGGCCAGUGUGCAUUUUGAGGCUUUGUUUGGGGUGAACAACAGGGUAUAAGGCUGUCCCAGUGUGGGGAGAAUGCUUGGUCAAAAGCCUCCCCAUCCCUGCAGCAUCUUAGGGGUGGGAGAGUAGGUUUGGAGAGGUGGGACGGACCCUGAAAUCUGUGACAACCUCGGCUACAAAAUAUCAUGUGGCAAAGUUAACGAGAAUACCCACUCCAGUCAAAUAAAUUACUGGAAUAUGGAUGUCAUUAUGCGAUAGUACAGCAGGCAAUCUGGAAGUCUUCUUUGUAAUUAGAAUAAGAGUCCAACCUGAAUCUAUUGCACAAUGUUCUUCCUUAAAGUGCCAGGGCCAUCUGCUCUCUCUGAAUUACUUUCUGCAGGCUUUCUGUAGGUUGUAACUAACAGGAGGCAAUGGGUAGCGUUUCAGUGGGGCCACUCUCCAUCGCUCUCUUUUCUUUCCAUCCUCUCUCUCUCUUCUUCUACCUCUCUCUACCUGAGAGGAAACCGGUGUGGCCACAGUAAACUAAAUGUAUUUGCAGAUAUGAUAUGAGAUACGACAGCAGCCCUUCUCACCAACAUUACAUUCAACACUGUGGAUCUUGUCCUUUGCCAAACCAAGAGAUGUGGGGAUGGGUGGUGAAAAAAAUAAAGAAUUUCAUGCAAACAAA